AUGUUCCUGCUGGAAAUAUCUGUGCUGGUUCUAUUGGCUUUCUCAAUAACAGACACUGCCAAAGAGAAGAUUGUUGGGGGUUAUGAAGUCGUGCCGUACUCCAUCAAGUAUCAGGCAUCUCUUCAAUAUAAAAUCACGCUGAAUAAAUGGAGGCAUUACUGUGGAGGAACGCUGGUGCACCCCCAGUGGGUGUUGUCUGCUGCCCACUGCUGGCACCGGAGCAGUAAUGUAAGAGUGGUGUUAAGUGAAGACAGUCUUUCCACAACAGAAGGAUUUGAGCAGAAUUUUGCGGUUUCUGAAAUGCGUAUGCACAACUUUACCUACAGGACAUUCGACAAUGACAUAAUGCUAAUAAAGCUAAGCAAACCUGCAAAGCUGAACGCCAACGUUCAACCAGUCAAGCUGCCAGACCCAAAUAGCACUGAGCCAGCCAAAGGUCAAGUAUGCAGAGUGAGUGGCUGGGGUGCAACAUCAGCAUAUAGCUUCCGCCUGUCCCAAACUCUGCGGGCUGUUAAUGUGAAGAUCUUGGCUUCCUGUCGGUACUAUUACUAUUGGAUCAACACAACGCCAAACAUGCUUUGCGCUGGAUCUGAGUUGGGGGGAAAAGAUUCAUGCCAGGGCGACUCAGGUGGUCCCCUUGUCUGUGAUGACAUCCUGGAGGGCAUCGUUUCCUGGGGUAUCAGCUGUGCCAACCCAUACUACCCUGGAGUCUACACGAAAGUGAGGAACUACAUAACUUGGAUCGAAGACGUUAUAAAAGAGAAUACGUAA
Nerophis lumbriciformis (worm pipefish) is the source of this 771-nucleotide messenger RNA. NCBI's taxonomy places the organism in Eukaryota, Metazoa, Chordata, Actinopteri, Syngnathiformes, Syngnathidae. The record is from RefSeq and is a predicted model, not a curated record.